Leptidea sinapis is the source of this 2824-nucleotide messenger RNA. It is a transcript of the gene ric8a, whose product is annotated as synembryn-A. The transcript is spliced from 8 exons. Gene Ontology annotation, molecular function: G-protein alpha-subunit binding; guanyl-nucleotide exchange factor activity. Lineage: Eukaryota; Metazoa; Arthropoda; Insecta; Lepidoptera; Pieridae. Gene Ontology annotation, biological process: G protein-coupled receptor signaling pathway. Gene Ontology annotation, cellular component: cytoplasm. Bases 118 to 1746 code for a protein of 542 amino acids. The record is from RefSeq and is a predicted model, not a curated record.
AAAUUUAUAUAGAUUGAAGAUUCGAUCAAAUUCGAUCUUUUCAACUUUUUAGUAAAAAGUAAAAAAUAUUAAUUAACUAAGAAAGAGAAAUAUUUUAUAAAUGUUUAUUUAAUUGAAAUGGAAGAUAGCGAUAUUUGUAUAGUUAGUGGCAAGGAAUACGAGAGAGUGUUAAAUGUUUUACAAAUAUUUUUGAGAAAAAAUGAGAAUACGUUUACAUUUCCUUCUCUAAUGGAGAAUAAUAGGCGCAUCACCUUAUGGGCGGCAUUAUUUGAUAAAUUACAAGACGAAUCAGCAAAAUUGGUUCAUUUUGUUUGUUUAGCAACACUGCGUGUAUUAAGCCGUGACAAAACUGAUAUUGACAAUUUGGUUUGUGAAAAAUGGAUAAUAACGUUGAUUGAUAAAGCUGGGUUAUAUAUUUCUAAUGACCCUGAAGGAACUGAUGCAUUGCCAAGUAAAGAGAUAGCAGUAGAAUCUCUCAAAUGUCUGUGCAAUAUAGCAUUUAACAGUGAGGUGGCAAGGGCAUUAUGUGCUCAUACCAACAUUGCACAAGGUUUAAUUAACAGGUCUUACAAAGAUAUACAGUACAAAGAUGAUAUUAUGCUUUAUGAUAUAAAAUUGCUUUUUAUUCUAACUGCACUGAGACAAGAUAUAAGAGUAAGCUUGAAAAGUGAGCUUUGUGGUAUGAAUCAUCUAUUAAACUGCCUGAAUGAUGUACUGAUGGAAAAAGUUCCUAUUAGUUCUUCUCCUUUAGACGAUACACCAGCUGUUACUUCACAACAUGUUCUUAAUGAGAACCGACAAGCAAUAGUAUGUGAGAUACUGAAGACCCAGUUCAAUAUGUUAUACCACUUAGGCUCGGAGGAGUCUGUUAGUCCGGAGGAUGAAGCUAUGUACCUCAAGUUGAUGCCUCUUCUUACCUUCUUACUGAGAGCAGAAACUCAUGAAAAAUCUAUGGAAUUAUUAAGUAAUGUUGCUAAUUUAUUGACCAGUAUACCGGCACCAUUUUACAAAUACCUUACACCCGAGCUCAUUGAAGGACAAACAUCAAAACAUAUUUAUGAUGGUAGAAAUAUGGAAGCUCUGUAUACUCUUCUGCAAUUACUGCAGCACAGAUUGGCUAUCACAACUGGUACGAGUAACCAAUACGAAAAUUUGUCUCCAAUAUUGACUGUGCUCAACAAAAGUUCAAGGAAUAUCAGCUACCAUCGUAAAUAUUUCCGUCAAAUUGUGUUGCCUCCAUUACGUGAUGUGCACAGUCCACCAGAGAAGGGAAAUACUCUGAGAAACCAACUGUGCAGACUUCUUACAUCUCCGAUCACUUCCGUUAGGGAUUUGGUUGCAGAGUUUCUCUUUAUACUUUGCAAAGAAAAAGUUGGAAGAAUGGUAAAGUACACUGGUUUCGGCAAUGCGGCCGGACACUUGGCUCAUAAGGGCCUGAUGUCUGGGGGGCAAGGCCCUGUACAAUACUCCUCAAGCAGCGAGGACUCUGACACAGAGGAGUAUUUAGAGGCCCAACCUAAUAUCGAUCCAGUUGUGGGAUGUACUAGACCGCCCAGGGUUAACCCAUUUGAAGGAAUGACAGAAGAACAGAAAGAGUACGAGGCGAUGAAAUUAGUGAAUCUUUUUGAUAAAAUGGUGUCAGAAGGGAUUGUGAAGCCAGCCACAAUAGGUCCGGAUGGAAAACCCAAACCUGUGGACCAUGUUUUGGAGUUUAGGGAAAACGCACCAAACCGACCACAAUCUUAGAUCUUUUUAAAGUAAAAUAUAAAAUCCACGGCUUACGAAGCUCAAGAAAGUGAUUGGGUCUUGACUCCAGCACAUGUUCAGCGACAGUAUUUUGACUUUAUAUUAACAUUCUUUGCUUCAGUGUGAGACAGUUUGUUUAGUAUGUGCCCGUUGUUCAGCCACUCUGUUGCACUCUGUCAACUCAUGUAGCAUUGUCCUGCCUUCAUUCAUCCCAUGCAUAAAGAGCUGAAUUUUUUAAAAAAAAUAACGGACGAGACGAGCAGGACGUUCAGCUGAUGGUAAUUUAUACGCCCUGCCCAUUACAAUGCAGCGCCGCUCAAGAUCAUUGAAAAACCAAAACUACAACUGCGCACGUCACCUUUCAAGUUUCAUUUGCCCAGUAAUUUCACUAGCUGCGGCGUCCUUCAGACGGAAACACAGUUAAUGCCUUCACAUUACUGCUUCACGGCAGAAAAAGGCGCUGUUGUGGUUCCCAUAAUCUAGCCGGCAUCCUGUGCAAAGGAGCCUCCCAAUGGUAAAACUGACUUUUAUACUGAUGGUUAAACAGUUGCUUAUUGAAGUGACAGUGGCCUGUUAUAAUAUUUUAAUCUUGCAUAAUUUAUCCCUGUGUAGGGCAUAAAACCCAUCUACAUCCCAUAAAAGUUACUUUAACUAUCUUGGGUCUUUUAGCAACACCUAAAUAACAAUUAUAUGCUUCAUCAUCAUCAGUUGAAAGAUAUCCUCCCCCAAAUAUCUCCAUAAUGAUCGUUCCUUCAUCAGGCCUAUCAAUUGGUCCAUCUUGUGGGGCGGCUGCCAACUGAUAUUCUUAUAACAGCUUAUUUAUUUAUAUAAUGUUGAUCUCUAUUUAAUAUGUAUUGUAGUGCAUUUGAGAUUGUAGCAUAGGUUUAUUUAUAUAAGACAAAUUUUAUGAACUUAACUUGUUAUAGUAGAAUAAUGGGAUUGUAAAUGAUUUUUUGAAUAAUUAAUUUAUAUUUAUUAGAAGGGAGUUUAUAUUAACAACAUAAUAUACUUUAGAAUAAGUGUAAAUCUAAGUCAGAAUGAUAAGUAGUACAUUUCUUAAUUAAAUUAUGUUACUUUA